CUAAAUUUACAUUAUCCCUUAAUAAAUAAGUAUCCAAACAAGAAAACAAUGGCGCCAUCAAAUAGAUGAUUAAAAAACCGGGAAGAAGAAAACCGUCGUCUACAAGAGGAAAAAAAAUGUCUUUGAGGCAAUUCAUCAAACACCUUCCCUGCAUUUCAAUUCGAAAAGCUUCCCCUUUCGUUUCCUAUUCCCGUCGCUUUUCUUCUUCUUCCCUUCCGGUUCUCUCAGUUCACGACUCGGCAUCCGAAUCAGAUCCAUAUAGUCUUUUGAAGCAGGACCCGAUUGAUGUCUGUCUUUCAAUAUGGGUCAAAUCAUUUUCUUCACCACCAAACACCACUUUCCCGAACUUAACCGGCUUCCUUUCGAAAUUCGACCUUUGGGUUUUAGCCUACCAACGGUCUUGUGCUCAUUUCACCGGCGCGUUCCCCCCACGCAACGCCAUUCAUUCCCAGACCCUUCAUUCCCUUCUUUCCCUCCGUAACGCCGUCGUUCACGGUGGCCGGUUCAAGUGGAACAACAAAACCAAUCAGCUGGUCCGUAGCCCGAACGACAAGCCGUCGACGACUGUGAUAUCAAAGAGGAAGCUUCAAGCCUUGCUUGAAUCCCCUGAUCCUUGUUUCCAAGACCGGGUUGUCCAAGAGGUUCUUUUGAUGGUCUUGGAACCGGUUUUUGAAGCCCGGUUUUCAGGUAAGUCUCAUGCUUUUAGGCCUGGUAGGAAUGCUCAUACAGUUAUCCGUACUAUUCGAAGUAAUUUUGCUGGGUACCUUUGGUUCUUAAAAGGUGAUUUAACUGAGUUAUUUGAUAAUGUGGAUGUUGAUUUAAUGAUGGGUUAUGUUCAAAAAGUCGUAAAAGAUAAGAAAAUAUUGAAUUUGCUUAAAUCUGGGCUUAAUGUGCGCGUUAAGAGGAGAUUAAAGCGUGAUAAUGAUGGUGAUGGUGGUGGAGAUUUGAAGAGCAAGAGAAGGAAAAAGAGAAAGGCUACAAAGAAGAGGAUUUUGAGUAAAAACGAGCCGAAACCGGACCCAUUUUGGUUAAGAACUUUCUUUGAUUUUGCUCCUGAGGAAGCUGCUAAGGUACCUUCUUACGGUUAUUGUGGAAUUUUAAGUCCUUUACUCGCUAAUGUUUGUCUUAAUGAAUUGGAUCAAGCAAUGGAAGAGAGGAUAGUUACGUUUUUUAGACCGUCUAAGCACGAUUCGAUAUGGAAAGAUACGAUCGAUGAUGGAUGUCAUAACCCUUCUUGGCCUGAAUUUGUUCCUUCUAGUGGUAGAGAGAAAACUAGGAAAAUGGAUUAUUUAAGAUAUGGAGGUCAUUUCUUGAUUGGCAUUCGAGGACCAAGAGAGGAAGCAGUGCAAAUUAGGAAGGAAAUAAUCGAGUUUUGCGAGAGCAAAUUCGGGUUAAGGUUGGAUAAUUCUAAACUGGAUAUUGAGCACAUUAGUAGAGGGAUUCAAUUCUUGGAUCAUAUAAUCUGUAGAAGAGUGAUACACCCGACUCUUCGUUAUACGUCUAGUGGAGGGAAUAUUGUGAGUCAAAAAGGUGUAGGGACUUUGCUUUCGGUUACCGCUAGCUUACAGCAAUGCAUUCGACAGUUUCGGCGGCUUCAGUUUGUUAAGGGUGAUAAGGAUCCCGAACCUCUGCCUUGUAACCCAAUGCUUUACUCAAGUCAAGCUCAUACAAAUUCCCAGAUGAAUAAGUUUCUUGAAACUAUGGCUGAUUGGUACAGAUAUGCUGAUAAUCGAAAGAAAGUUGUUGGUUUUUGUGCUUAUGUGAUUCGUAGCUCAUUAGCUAAACUGUACGCUGCAAGGUAUAGGUUAAAAUCACGUGCCAAGGUGUAUAAGAUAGCGUCACGUGAUCUUAGUCGUCCAUUGAGGGAGAGUAGCAACAAUUCUGCACCUGAAUACUCCGACCUUUUGAGGAUGGGACUUGUUGAUGCAAUUGAAGGUGUUCAGUUCUCACACAUGUCGUUGAUUCCAUCUUGUGAUUACACCCCAUUUCCUAGGAAUUGGAUACCGGACCACGAGCAGCUUUUGCAUGAGUAUAUUAAACUACAAGAUCCCAAAUUCUUCUGCAACUUGCAUAAAGCUAUAAAACGCGAAGGCCUAAGUUUGCCUCAAGAUGAGAUAUCCGAUAUUGUGUGGGAUUAUAAGACUCUGGGAAUUUGGAGAUAUCGAUCUAAUAGUGGCAAAGAAACGAAAGAGGGUUCCGAAUGAAAUGUAGGAUGAAUGUAAUAGUUAUGGAAGUGGGAAAGUUCAUCAUUGGACAAAGAAGAUCAAGAGGAAUCCGCAGAGUAUGUUGCACCCUGAUUUCAUUAGAGAUGAACGUUUCCAGAAUUGUGGGAAGUUAGCCUUUGCUGCUAAGUCCAUUGAUAGAAAAAAUAUCGGAUUCUCUUCGCAUGCGAGAAAAAUCCGUCUAUGCUAUGAGGAUAAGAUGUUUAAAUCAUUUCUCAAUUUACCAACUUGGCUCUAAAUCUUUUAACAUGUUUCUUCGAUGAUUCAUUCUUAUUCAUGUAUUCAUUUUUUCGCAUUUCCCUAACUGUUUAUUCAUUAAAGAAAAAAAAAUCCUCCAAUUUGACGUUACUGGAAAUGCUGUAGUCACCAUCGAUGAAGGCGGCCUUUUUAAGGUGGGUUUGUUUAUUUGUUGAACAUCAGUAUCAGGAUAUAAGUACGUGUCUGACACGAGUAUGUAUAAGUCUUUUUAUUUUUAAUGUUUUUAGAGGGUCAUAAUCCGAUACUUAUACCCAAAUAUAUGUAAAAUAUAGAUGUAGUACACAUGAAUUUCAAGAAAAAUGAAGAGUCGGAAUGGUAUUCAAACAAAUGAAGGUUGAAUAUAGAAUAUUAGACUGCUUGAAGAGCAUAA
This is a messenger RNA of Gossypium arboreum, 2850 nucleotides long. Its product is annotated as nuclear intron maturase 1, mitochondrial. The record is from RefSeq and is a predicted model, not a curated record. Bases 66 to 2204 code for a protein of 712 amino acids. The transcript has 2 exons. Lineage: Eukaryota; Viridiplantae; Streptophyta; Magnoliopsida; Malvales; Malvaceae. Gene Ontology annotation, biological process: mRNA processing.